Messenger RNA from Pollicipes pollicipes, 4302 nucleotides. It is a transcript of the gene rad50, whose product is annotated as DNA repair protein rad50. Lineage: Eukaryota; Metazoa; Arthropoda; Thecostraca; Pollicipedomorpha; Pollicipedidae. Gene Ontology annotation, biological process: telomere maintenance via recombination; chromosome organization involved in meiotic cell cycle; double-strand break repair. Gene Ontology annotation, molecular function: ATP hydrolysis activity; single-stranded telomeric DNA binding; G-quadruplex DNA binding. Gene Ontology annotation, cellular component: Mre11 complex; condensed nuclear chromosome. The record is from RefSeq and is a predicted model, not a curated record.
UUGAAGGCAAGGCUGUCCGAUUGAAGGGAGCAAAGAAGCGCGUUGGAUUUGAAGAUCCAGUUUGUGUUUUGAAAGUGUACAGCGAAGCAUGCUGUGAAGCGCUUCGAAGCGCUGAAUUUGGCGGCGAGAUAAAGCACAUGCUUGCCUGAUACAGAGGCAAGCAAGCCAACAUGUCUUCCCUGGAUGGGGUGAUGAUCCAAGGAAUCCGCAGCUUCGGUCCCAAGGACGUGGACCGAGGCCACCUCAAGUUUCUCUCGCCACUGACCUUGAUACUCGGUGAGAACGGCUGCGGGAAAACGACCAUCAUUGAGACUCUCAAGUAUGCCACCACUGGCGACAUGCCGCCCGGCUCCAAUCGUGGCCAGUCCUUCAUUCACGACCCGACGAUGGCCAAGGAAGCCACUGUCCGGGCCCAGGUGAAGCUGGUCUUCAAUAACGUGCGCGGAGAGAAGAUGAUAGCACAACGUAUCUUUGAGGGCACGCAGAAGGCCAGGCAGAUCACGGUGAAGACCCUGGAUGGCACGCUGACACGAAUGCAGCAGGGAAAGGAGCCUGUCAGCGUUAAUAAAAAGUGUGCCGAUUUUGAUGCGGAGAUGUUUGUGGCGCUGGGGGUAACCAAACCGAUACUCAACUACGUAAUCUUCUGCCACCAGGAGGAAUCGAACUGGCCUUUGGAUGAAGGAAAGAAGCUAAAGGAGCGCUUUGACGCGAUUUUUGACGCCACGGAGUACCUGAAAUGCAUCAAGAGCAUGAAGGAUCACGUGAAAGACCUCCGAAACACAGUGGGAGUGAAAAAGGCCGAGGCAGACAGUUCUCGAAAGGAUCAUGAGGAAGCGGAACUCUUGAAAAGAGAAAUCAGUACACAAAGGUCCCGUCUGGCUGUCAGCGAAGACAAAGUGGCCAAGUAUAAAAAGGAGUGCGAAACGCUUAUUACCGAGCUACGCAGGCUUCAGAAGAUCGAAAAAGAAGCGGGAGCAAUAGAAGUGGAGAAAACCAGACAGGAGACACUUCUGGGGGAGCUGAAGAGGAACAUCGAGUCGCUGGAGGAGAACCUGAAGCGGCCGGGCUGUCUGCAGGUCAGCUCAGAGGUCACCGAGGCCGAGCUGGACGAGAUGAUGCAGCAGAUGGUUUCCUCGCUGGCCCAGAAGAAGCGCGAUGCUGAACGCGACCAGGACCUGCUGGAGGGCGUGGAGAGGAGGAGCGUGCAGCACAAGGACACGGUCAGCAAACUGAACGUGCAACUGGGCAAGCGAGAGGCCGAGGAGGAGCGUUUCCGGCACCUGCGGGUAGAGCGGGACUCCACGGUGCGUGAGUUGUACGGUCGGCAUGGCAGGGAGGCACCGACAGCCACCGGUGAGCUCACGGAAAAGGACGUGCGUGCCGCGAUGACCUUCAUGCAGGAGGUGCUGCGUAAGGCGGAUGCCGACCAGCAGCGAGUGGCGGCCGAAGUGAGCGCGGCGUUGGAGCGGGCGCAGGCUCGCGUGGACACGGUGCGCGACGAGAAGACCAAGCUGGAGUCGGAGCUGGACCACAAGAGGGCGCAGCUGGAGGCGAACUACGCCGAGGGUAAGGAGAUUCAGGAGCGGCUGGCGGCGGCGCGCGGCUCGUCAUCCAAGCUGAAGGAGCUGGACGCGACACUGGCCAACAUUGACACCAGGAUGGACACGGCCAAAAACGCUUUGGACGUGGAUGUCGUCAAGGCACGGCUGAGAGAGAAUGAGGGGAAAGUGGUCGCCCUGGAGGGGGAAAUUCGAAGCUUGGAGGCGGAAAAAGACGCCAUCCUGGCCAAUCUGUCGGUGAAAAAUGAACUGGCCAUCCACGAGGAGAGCUUGAACAAAAAGGAAGGCGAAAUCAGACGCCUUAUGAACAAGAAUGUUGACACCUUCACCACCCUGGACAUGGCAGAUGUGCCUAGAGACAGGUUGAGCCAGCACCUGACUGCCAAGUGCCCCAGCCUGCUGACUCUGUGCAACAAGAACGAAGCCGAGCUCAAGCGCUCGCAAAAGAAGCUGAACUCGCAGGAGGUGACGCAGCGCCACCUGCAAGAGCGGUUGGCCUCGCUGGAGCGUAGCCUGGCCGAGGAGAGGAGCGAGCUGGACGCCACGCUGCAGGGCACCGACCUGGCGACCGAGCUGGCUGCCGUCAGUGCACAAGCCGCUGACCUCGAGAAGGACCACGGCCAGCUGGUGGCCAUGCAGCGGCUCAACAGUGGCUACGUGGACCGGCUGGAGCGGGCGCAGCCGUGCCCGCUCUGCCACCGCGACUUCGAGACGCCGGGUGAGGCGGCCGAACUGGUAGACGAGCUGAGGCGCAAGAUGGACGGCUUGCCGCGUGAGAUCCUCGAGGCCGACGAGAAGAAGCGCCGCGCCAAGGAGCGCUACGACGACCUGUUGACGCUACGGCCUAAGCACGAUCAUCUGCAGCGGCUUCGCGAGAACGAGCUGCCGGCGGUGCGCGCGCAGCUGGAGGAGGCGCAGGCUGAGCUGCGUGCGCUGCAGCAGAGUCACGCGGCCCUGCAGCAACAGGCGCAGGAGACGGAGCGUCACCGGCGAAUGGCCGAUGAGCUGCGCACCGACGUCAGCCGCAUCGACGAGCGCCAGCGCGACGUGCGCCAGCUGCGUGCCGACCGGCGCCGCGACGAGGCGCGCCUGCACCAGUACCACGAGGAGCUGCGGCGGCUCGGUGACGAGCGCAACGACGUCAGUGCUGAGCGGCUGCGCCUCGAGAAGCUACAGGCGGACCGCAGCCAGCUGGAGCGGCGCGGCAACGAGCUGGAGCGCGCCAACGAGACGCUGCGCACCGAGUCGGCCGCGCUGGAGGGCGAGGCCGGUGACCUGGAGGCCAGGUACCUGGCGGCGACUGCCAGCCGCGAGCAGGCGACGGUCAAGGGCCGCGCGCGCGAGGAGGAGCAGCGCAGCGGCUUCGAGGCCGUGCGCGCUGAGGUUGAUAAGCUGCGUGGCUUCAACGAUGCGCUGCUGGCGUACGCUCGCGACAAUCGCGCGCAAGAGCUUCUAACAGUGCGCCGGCAGCUGCGCGACCUGGCUGAGACGGCGCGCGAAGACGCGGCCGAGGCGGCGCGACUGCGUCAGAACAUCGACACGUGCCGCGAGCACCUGCGCUCUCAGGAGAGCCGCCAGCGCGACCUGGACGAUCACAAGAAGCUGCGCCGGCAGCGGCGCGAGGAGCAGUGCAGCCUGGAGGCGAUCGCCGGGCUGGAACGCCAGCUGGCCGGGUACGACACGCACAGCGUGCGCGAGGAGCGGCGCCGCCUGGAGGCGGAGCACUCACGUGUCACCAUGACUGUGUGCAGUGAGGAGGGUGCUCAGAAGCAGAUUCGCGAGGUUGUCCGUGACCGCAGCCGCAAGCUGAGUCAGGAGCAGUUCAGCAGCGCAGAGCGCAUCUACCGCCAGUGCAAGCUCGAGCUGGUCUGCCACAGUCUGGCUGUCAAGGACCUGCAGACGUACGCCAAGGCGCUGGACGAUGCCAUCAUCCGCUUCCACAGCAAGCGGAUGGAGCGCAUCAACGUGAUCGUACGCGAGCUGUGGCGCGCCACCUACCAGGGCAACGACAUCGACUACAUCGAGAUCAAGACGGACCAGUGUUCGGGCGACUCGCGGCGCACCACCUACAACUACCGCGUGGUGAUGGUGAAGCAGAGCACCGAACUGGAGAUGCGCGGCCGCUGCAGCGCCGGCCAGAAGGUGCUCGCCUCGCUCAUCAUUCGCAUGGCGCUGGCUGAGACUUUCGGCGUCAACUGCGGCAUGCUGGCGCUGGACGAGCCCACCACCAACCUGGACCGUGCCAACAUCGGCAGCCUGGCCCAGGCUCUCGAGCACAUCGUGCGCAAACGCGCCGUGCAGAGGAACUUCCAGCUGGUGAUCAUCACGCACGAUGAGGAUUUCCUGGCCGCGCUCAGUCGCACCGAGUACGUCGACCGUUUCUAUAAGGUGCACAGGAAUGAAGGCGGUUUGUCGCGUAUCACAAAGUGCAGCACUUCCAGCAUGUAGACGCGACACGUGACGCGUCGGGCUCGCUGGUGCGCGGGCACGGCGGCCGGUAUCUGAGAAUACCAUAGCAAGCUACGACAUUGCUGCUGGAUGCAGUAAAAGCUAUCCGGACAUACUCGCCCAGGAAGAGCGACUUUUUGUUCUGGAGAUGAGCUGUGGGAGACAACACAGAGGUGUUGUUUUGGUAGCCCACAGGCUUGGUGAUAUUUGAGUGUACUUUGCCACGAUUACGCGUUAUUCCAGACGUUACAUUUUGAUACGAUUAGCUAGUUGUUGAGAUGUCAAUAAACGUCAU